This is a messenger RNA of Salarias fasciatus (jewelled blenny), 2139 nucleotides long. It is a transcript of the gene nelfcd, whose product is annotated as negative elongation factor complex member C/D. The record is from RefSeq and is a predicted model, not a curated record. Bases 114 to 1853 code for a protein of 579 amino acids. The transcript is spliced from 15 exons. Gene Ontology annotation, molecular function: RNA binding. Lineage: Eukaryota; Metazoa; Chordata; Actinopteri; Blenniiformes; Blenniidae. Gene Ontology annotation, biological process: negative regulation of transcription elongation by RNA polymerase II. Gene Ontology annotation, cellular component: NELF complex; nucleus.
UAACAGGCUAGCGGCUUCGCGCAUCAUCGGUCCUGAACCCAUUUAACGCCGACAUUUACCGCUUGAAACUGGGUCGCAGUCGCUAGAUCCGCCUCGCCAGUGUCCCCGCCGCCAUGGAGGAGGAGUACUACAGCGGAGGAGGAGACUGGGAGGGAGUGGAGGGACACAUGGAGGAUGGCUAUGUUGAAGGUGAAAAUGAUGGAAAAACUCAGGAAGACUGUCUGCAGAAGUUCUCCAGCAGGGAUUACAUCAUGGAGCCCGCCAUCUUCAACACUCUGAAAACGUAUUUUCAGGCAGGAGGCUCUCCGGAGCACGUGAUCCAGCUUCUGUCUGAAAACUACUCUGCCGUGGCUCAGACCGUCAACCUGCUGGCGGAGUGGCUCAUCCAGAUGGGGGUAGAGCCGGCUCAGGUCCAAGAACGAGUAGAAAAUCAUCUCAAGAGUCUCCUGAUAAAACACUUUGACCCUCAGAAGGCUGAUUCCAUCUUCACAGUGGAGGGAGAGACUCCGGCAUGGCUCGAGCAAAUGAUUGCUCACACGACGUGGAGAGAUCUUUUCUACAAGCUGGCAGAAGCUCAUCCAGACUGCCUAAUGCUCAACUUUACUGUAAAGCUCAUUUCAGAUGCAGGUUACCAGGGAGAGAUCACCAGCGUGUCCACGGCCUGCCAGCAGCUGGAGGUCUUCUCUCGGGUGUUACGGACGUCUUUGGCCACGCUGCUCGACGGAGGGGAAGAGAACUUGGAGAAGAACUUGCCAGAAUUUGCCAAGAUGGUCUGUCACGGCGAGCACACGUACCUCUUCGCUCAGGCCAUGAUGUCCAUCCUCGCUCAGGAGGAGCAGGGAGGCUCAGCUGUUCGCAGGAUCGGACAGGAGGUGCAGAAGUCUGCACAUGCAAGAGGUCACGAUGCCAGUCAGAUCACCCUCGCGCUCGGUACGGCCGCUGCCUACCCUCGAGCCUGCCAGGCGCUCGGAGCAAUGCUGUCCAAAGGAGCUCUGAAUCCUGCCGACAUCACAGUUCUGUUCAAGAUGUUCAGCAGCAUGGACCCUCCUCCCGUGGAGCUGAUCAGAGUGCCUGCCUUUCUGGACCUCUUCAUGCAGUCACUUUUCAAACCUGGUUCAAAGAUCAACCAAGACCACAAACAUAAAUACAUCCACAUCCUGGCCUAUGCUGCCAGCGUGGUCGAGACGUGGAAAAAGAACAAACGGGUCAACAUCAAUAAAGACGAGCUGAAGUCGACUUCUAAGGCCAUCGAGACGGUGCACAACCUCUGCUGCAAUGAAAAUAAAGGAGCGACGGAGCUGGUGGCCGAGCUUGGUACUUUGUACCAAUGCAUCCGCUUUCCAGUGGUUGCGAUGGGCGUUCUGAAGUGGGUGGACUGGACGGUGUCCGAGCCGCGGUACUUCCAGCUCCAGACCGACCACACGCCGGUCCAUUUAGCUCUGCUGGAUGAGAUCUGCACAUGCCACCAGCUGCUGCACCCGCAGGUCCUCCAGCUGCUCAUCAAACUCUUCGAGACAGAGCACUCUCAGCUGGACGUCAUGGAGCAGUUGGAGUUGAAGAAGACUCUACUGGACCGAAUGGUUCACCUGCUGAGCCGUGGCUACGUCCUGCCGGUGGUCGGCUACAUUAGAAAAUGUCUGGAAAAGCUCAACACGGACAUCUCCCUCAUACGAUACUUUGUGACCGAGGUGCUGGAUGUGAUCGCACCGCCCUACACGUCGGACUUUGUCCAGCUCUUCUUGCCCAUCCUGGAGAACGACAGCAUCGCGGGGACAAUCCGGACAGAGGGAGAGCACGACCCCGUGGCUGAGUUUAUCGCUCACUGUAAGUCAAACUUCAUCAUGAUCAACUGACACGGACUUGACACUGAAAGGGUUUGAACCUGAAGCUGAAGCUGAAGCGCCAUCUCAGUGGCGGCCAAAGGCUCCGCUUGGCCCCGAUGUGCAAACCUUGGAGAUGGACUGUUUAGAGCAGAGGUGAAUGUCUGAGGCAACAAACAUGACCGAGAGGUCAGGCUUCAUAGAGGAACCUCAGAAGAUGCAGCUACAUUCUUGUUUUCCCACCUGUAUAUUUGAUUUUCUAUAUUUUAUGUUGGUUCGAGACAUUUUAAAAUAAAAGCUGACAAUGUUUGUUCUGAUG